AUGAAGUUCAACUACAGGUUCUCGAACCUCUUGGGCACGGUCUACCGCAAAGGAAACGUGCUGUUCACAAAAGAUGGUAAUACAGUGAUCUCGCCGGUGGGAAAUCGGAUAACAUUUUUCGAUCUACGGAAUGCGAAAGCUGAAACUCUACCUAUCGAGGCCGAUCACAACUUUAGCACGUUGGCACUGAGCCCCUCAGGUUCGAUAUUGGUCGCCGUGACGGAACGAGGGGAGUUCUACAUGAUCAGUUUGACGUCGAGGAAAGUGAUCCAUCGACGGAACUUCAUGAAACCAAUACGAGCGGUAAAGUUCUCGCCGGAUGGCAAGCAUUUCGCAAUGACCAAGGAGAACAAAAUUUUCAUCUUCAAAACACCUGGACGAACCACGGGAGCGUACGACGCGUUUCUCAUCGAACGUGUCUAUCACUGUUUCGUCGACGACACAACGUGUGUCGACUGGAGUUCGGACUCGAGGUUUAUCGCGGUAGGAUCGCGUGACCUCACGGCGAAGAUCAUCCCUAUCGCCAGAGUGAAACACUUCAAAAUCAACACCUUCACAUCCCACAGCGACGAGAUCGUAGGCGUCUUCUUCGCUGAAAACAGCUUGGAUUGUUACACGAUUUCGAGAAACAACGUCCUGUGUGUCUGGCAGUGCAGCUUGGAACUGAAUGAAGUGCAAGCCGAAGAUCAGAACGCGAUGGAAGAAGACGAGGCCCAGGAGGAAUUUUAUUACCGACGAGAAGCAAAACACUUUCUAAAAGAUCUGGUGAAAACCGAGGAAUACAUCACGGUCACGAGCGCGUGUUUCAACCCUCAGACCAAAUACGCGGCCAUCGGCUUCAGCAACGGAUCCUUCGUAUUACUCGAGCUGCCAGACUUCAUUGUAAUCCAGUCGCUGUCUCUAGACGAUCACAACCUCUCCGCGAUUCAAUUCAACCUCACGGGCGAUUGGUUGGCCCUGGGGAGCGCCACGAAAGGUCAACUCGUCAUCUACGAGUGGCAAUCGGAGAGCUUCGUUUUGAAACAGCAGGGACACACCAACAACAUGACGUGUCUCGAUUUCUCCCCGUCCGGACAGCACGUCGUUACCGGAGGCGAUGACGGAAAAGUGAAGCUGUGGAAUUUAUCGACUGGUUUCUGCUUCGUCACAUUCUCCGAUCACACCAGCGGCGUGUCCGCCGUGAAAUUCACUCAAAACGGGAAAGCCGUUCUGAGCGCAUCGUACGAUGGCACGGUCCGGGCUACCGAUGUCAAGCGGUAUCGGAACUUCAAAACUUUUGUUUCGCCGGAGCCGACCCAAUUCGUCUCGCUCUGCGUGGACCCCUCAGGUGAAGUUGUGUGCGCCGGAAGCCAAGACACGUUCGAAAUUUUCGUUUGGAGUAUGCAGACGGGAAAAUUGGUGGAGAUACUCGCAGGGCACGAGGCACCCGUGAGCUCCGUGGUAUUCUCGCCGAGUGCGCCUCUGCUGAUAAGCUCGAGCUGGGACAAAACAGUCAAGAUAUGGCAGAUGUUCACGGCCAAGGGUACAAGGGAGACCAUACAAAUGGGCUCAGAUUGUCUAGCGGUUGAGGUGCGUCCCGACGGCCGAGAACUGGCGGUUUCGACCCUAGACGGAAAUAUAACCAUUUUCGAUGUCGACACUACGAGCCAGGUGCAUUGCAUCGAGGGGCGUUACGAUUUGCACACCGGACGACGCGAGAAUGAUCUUGUGACGGCGAAACGGUUACAGAAAGUUCAGGCUUUCACCACGCUCUGCUACACAGCAGACGGAGAAUGCAUUCUCGCGGCAGGUCGCUCGAAGGUUGUCUGCAUUUAUCAUGUGUCCGAACAGGUGCUUCUAAAGCGAUUCGAGAUUACGUGUAAUCUCUCACUGGACGGUCUAUCUGACACUAUAGAUCGCAAGAAGAUCUCGGAGUUCGGCAACUUGAAUUUGGUCGAGCUGCGCGACGAUCCGUCAGAAGAAGUGAAAAUGCAUCUACCGGGGAGCAAAAAGCUGGAUCAUUCCUCCAGGUCCUACAGACCGGAGGUUCGAGUCUCCGCCGUGCGUUUCGCGCCGACGGGUCGCGCGUUUUCAGCGGUCACCACAGAGGGUCUCCUGGUGUACUCGUUGGACUCGGGCCUGGCCUUCGACCCUUAUGACCUGGAACUCGACAUAACUCCCGAGAAAAUUCGUGCUGCCGCGAAUUCUGGUAAUUUCGGUGAGGCUCUUGUUCUCGCCUUUCGUUUGAAUGAAGCUGAUCUUCUGAAGGAGGUUUUCGAGAGGAUCCCGGUGAGCAAUGCGGAACUGAUCUCCAGCCAGCUCCCUCAGAUCUACGUUGAGAAGCUCUUAGCUUUCUUGGCCUCAGGUUUGGAAUCCACGAGGCAUAUCGAAUUAUACAUGAGAUGGGUUCGGGCCGCUCUGAUCAGUCACGGCGAGAGUCUCAAGGACCGAAGUCCUCGCAUAAUUGCGUUGCUCAAAAGCCUCCAGAAGAAUAUAAUCCUCCGGCACAAGGACUUGCACAAGGUCUGUGAGCAAACUCGGCACUCGAUCCGAUACGUUAACGAGGUUAAUUCGAACCUGAAGAAAGCGAAAACUCAGAAGGAGAAAGAAGAAUGUAACGACCAGGACGAAAGCGGCAGUGAGGACCGAGAUGAGGGUAUGGAGGUCACGAUGUGA
Molecule: messenger RNA, 2655 nt
Organism: Galendromus occidentalis (western predatory mite)
Lineage: Eukaryota; Metazoa; Arthropoda; Arachnida; Mesostigmata; Phytoseiidae
Product: periodic tryptophan protein 2 homolog
Exons: 3
Coding region: 1-2655 (884 amino acids)
Biological process (GO): ribosomal small subunit assembly; maturation of SSU-rRNA from tricistronic rRNA transcript (SSU-rRNA, 5.8S rRNA, LSU-rRNA)
Cellular component (GO): Pwp2p-containing subcomplex of 90S preribosome; small-subunit processome
Molecular function (GO): protein binding
Source: RefSeq, a predicted model, not a curated record